Molecule: messenger RNA, 7243 nt
Organism: Alligator mississippiensis (American alligator)
Lineage: Eukaryota; Metazoa; Chordata; Crocodylia; Alligatoridae
Gene: TMEM175
Product: transmembrane protein 175
Exons: 7
Coding region: 4099-5262 (387 amino acids)
Cellular component (GO): endosome; lysosome
Molecular function (GO): proton channel activity; potassium ion leak channel activity
Source: RefSeq, a predicted model, not a curated record
CGAUCACGCCAACCAGGGGGGAGGGGGGUCGGUGUCAGUGGUGCUUCACCUGGCACCCCCACUCCCUGGCCGGUGCUUGCAGGGGGGACGCUGGCAUGCCUGUCUGCCGCCCCUCCCCGCCCAUCGCCUAAGCGGGGAGCGCAGCCUGUCAGGGGGUGCACCAGUGCUCUCAGGGGUACCCUCUGUGUACCCCCUACACAUCACCACUGGCUGACGCAACUACAACUCUUGUUAUGUUUUUAUCCACACAGUGAGAAUAGAGUCUUUAACUCUUAAUUUGAGUGGUCUAACUUGAUUAAGCAGGGCAACAAAGAAUCUUACAGCUUGAUUUUUUUCACUUGUGCCAAGUGAAAGAAAUGAGUCCAAGAUACAAAUUUGGGAUUUCAUUUUGUCCCAAGCCUGGAGGGUCACUUUGGAUUGCAGUUUAGAGCUGAAGCCAUAUUCAUAAUUAGUAUUUUCAAAAUCAAGUAUUAUAAUAUACUUGAAACAUAAAAUUAAUUGUAUAAUGUUUUAAAAACUACCAGUGACAUAACCUGUCCCAGAAUCAUUUUCAGGAGCUUUACGUUUAUCAUCCUAAGCCUUAAUUUCAAUUUUAAAAAUACUUUAAAAAAUAUUGGUUCAUGUUGUAGCAUGUUCGAAGAGUUUUAUUUUUAAAAUGUUACUCUAAUAAGUAUAUUACCAUGGUAAAUAUGUAUGAUAAUUUGGCCCUGUAAUGGCAGAAGUGGUAAAUUCUUCACUGUUAGAGCAGUUAGACAGUAGGAUAGAGUCCAGGGAACUUGUGAAAUCUCUUCAUUGGAGGUUUUCAAGACAAGGUUGGAUAAGUGUUGGUUGGGGAUCGUGGGAUCAUAGGAAAGUAGGGCUAGAAAUAACCUCAUUAGGUCAUCCAGUCAGUCUAGCCCUCUACUCAAGGCAGGAACAUCCCUGACCAAACCUAUCUGGCCAAAUGUCUUUCUCACAUUCUCUUGAAAAUUUUUAGGAAAGGACAUUCUGCAGCUUCUCUAGGUGGCCUGUUCCAGUGCUUCACUGCCCUCAUAGUCAGAAAGUUCCUUCUAAUCUCCAACCUAAAUUUCCUCUGCUACAGUUUGAAGCCAUGAUCAAGAGGGACUAUGCCUAGAGUGUGUUGUAAAGCAUCAUUUCUCAACCAGAGGGCCACAACCCCCUGGUGGGGCACCAGCAGGUUUCAGGGGUUCUGCCCAGCGCAGCCCAGAGUGGGGAGGAGCUGCCUCAUUUCCCCAGGGCUGAGGCAAGUCCUGAGGAAGGAUGGGGGAAGGCCUGCCCCAUGCAGCCCCACAGCCCCUGUCUUGCAGGCAGCUCUGCAGGCAGACAGGUGAGGCUCCUUGCUGCUGCUGCUGCUCAGGUGAGUGGAGCCCUGCAGCUCCCCACCCCCAAGCCCCACCCACUGCUCCCCGGGCCAUGCAGGCAGGCUGGGGAGCCUGGCAGUUGCUGUCAGGCAUCCAGGUUUUAGCUGUAUUGAUCUAGAAGCAAAAGGAAUCAGAAUUUGUGGUAGAGAUGGUAUCUUUUAUUAGAUGAACUAGAUUUUUGCAAAAAAAAAUUAUUUAAUUGCAAGCUUUGGGGCACAAGCAUCCUUCUUCAGGCAUAGGAGAAAAGAUUGUAGAAGUUCUCCUAGGUAGAAAUGAAAGUUCAUAUUUCAUAGGAGAGUUAAAGGUGUGGUAAAAUCUCCUGUUUGGAACAGUUCAUUUUAUGCAGGCUCAGGUAAACAGAUUAUUCCAACUUUUCUCUGAGCCUAACCUCAGUGUGAAUUUGGGAUUUUAACAGAGAAAUCAUAGUUUUUAAAUAAGGAGCACCAGGAUUUCUGCUAGUGAGGCAAGUGGCAGGACCCAGGAAGAGGAGCCAGCUUAAGAUUGGCACCCGGGACCCAGAUGGUGGGCAAAUGAGGUGGCUGACCUCCUGGCUAUUUGGGGCAGUACACACACAUACAUCACCUCUCUUGAUCACUUGGGUAAUGUUUUUUUGAUAUAUUUACAAUUUUAAAGCAAUUUGGAAGCCUACCAGUGCCUCUAUCAUCAUCAUAAAUUCUAAAUAUCUGUAUGCUUUGAUGCUUUUGAUGUUUGCUUUAGGUUUUCUUGUAGAAAAAUUAGAUCUCCCCCUGACCCCUUCACUAACUAGGAUGUGGGGACAGCUGCCCCUGCAACCACAGCUCCUGCCAGCAGGCCUCAUCCUGUUUGGCAUUUGGGCACGCUGCAUAUAUGAUGGGAGGAUGUGGGGUUUGAGUGGGGGGCCAUCACACGUAUUUUGCUGUAUUUGCAAAAGGGGAACAUGCCAAUCUUUUAGCGUUAUUCCUUUUAAAAGUGGCUAAGAAGGGAAGUAAAAGACAUAAAUAAAAUGUGUCUCUGUGAUAAAGUUAAAAAUGUAUGUGUCAAAACUAAUAAUGGGAAGCAUGCUAACACUUCUAAAAGCAAACUAUAUGAUCAGAUGUGGAAGUGUCAAGGCUGAAAGGUCAGUAGUGUGGCUUUGUAAACUCUUAUGAGAGUACAUUUGCAAUUAGCUCUUAUUAAGAUUGCUUAAAAUUUGAAAGAUUCCGUGUUCAGGCUCAUUAACUAGUGCUAAGCACCCUUCCGGCAUUUUAAAGUUAUACCACUUCAGGGGAGGAUUAGGAUUGUUUGGUGUUAACUAGCUAGUUUUAAGCAAAGUUCUGAGCAUUCCACUGACAUAAAAUGACCAUUUUGGAGUCAUCCAGCAUUGAAAUACAAGAAAUAAAAAAAGAUGGAUGGACCCUUCCCAGCCUUCUAUGUAUUCUUCUGCUCCAAGAACAAAUAGUCCAUCUUCCUGAACUGUACAGCAGCUAGCGAGCCCCAUCAGAGAACUGUGGAGGCUGUGGGGCUCCUCAGCAACCCGCCCCCAGCAGCCUGUACUGCAUGCCCCCACUUGCCUGAGAAACUGCAGCCACCCACUUGCUGAGGGAAGACAGUGUCCAUUUAAACCUGAAGCAGCAUCUGGAAAUAUGACAGGAAGGGAGGUGCUACUGGACUUGGCCAAGGCUUGAGCCCUAUUCCCUGGGUUGGCCUGGGGGUUGUCAGCCAGCAACUGGUGAAGUUUCUGUUUGCCAGCCCUAGUUCCCCCCUUCUUAGCCCUCUCCUUGGAGCCUGCUAGCCAGAGUUCUCCCCAGUUUCCCCAGAGGCAACAGGGUGCUCAGCAGCUGGCUGGAACGGCUCCCACCACCCACAAUUUAUUGGAACAAGUGAGAGUCUAGUCUUUCUUUAUUUCUUGUAUUUAAAUUCAAUCAAGUAAAAUGCUUUUAAACAACUAACCUUUACAUAAAAACAUCUAUGCCCCACGUCCAUGUUUUUCCAUCUCCUGGCACAGUGCUCCAGUUCUAGGAACACUGCUCCCCCAAGACCCAGAGCACAGAGAGCCCAAGUGACAGGGCUCAGAUGCAUCCCUACUCACCAGCCUUGUAAUGACAAGUCUGAGCAGUGCACGUUACAGUUUGCACUUGCAAACUCAAAAAUGUAACCUCACCCUUAACACUAUAAUCUGCUCCAUAGUUGACAAUUGUCUGCUGGGAACAAUCAGCAGUUUUUCAAACACAAGUUUUUGGAGCAGUAGAAAUGCUUGCUGUAUUUACAUGGAUCCAAGAUGACCGAAUUUAAGAUGACCCCCAGUAAAUAGGUUCUGUAUGUGGAAAAUGUAUAAAUUUAUAAAAUUUAUAAAUGUUCCAUGUUUAGAUUCUAAUUACUGCAGGUCAUCUCGAAUUUCUAGUCCCACUCUUCCCCUCCCCCACACUAUUAUGUUGGGGAAAGCAUCAGCGAGGGGGGAGGGGCUAGACCGGGGCAGGCAAUUAUUUUGGCCAGAGGGCCACUUACUGAGUUUUGGCAAGCCAUCGAGGGCCGUGUCGCAGGGCACCUUGGUGCUCUGCUCCUGGAGAGUGGAAACUGCCAGGGAGAGAGCCCUGGCAGGACCUAAGGAGCACAGCUGCGGGUUGCCCGGGGCAACCAGGAAGUCAGCUGGCCGGAAGGGGCAAGGCCUGGCCCUUAUAAAGCCCAGGGCUGAGGCCAGGCUGGCAGUUCCCUGCCAGCAGCCAGAGGGGUAGGAGCUCCUGGAGUUAGGAUGCGAGGAAAAGCCUAACAGCAAGCAUGUAUGAUGCUUAUAACUUUCUUGCCAUACACAUUUUCCUUAAUGGCCUCCUUUCCUGGUGUACCUUUUGGUAUUUUCAUGUUUAGCACUUGUGCUGUUAUCAUUGGUCUUAUCCAGGCAGUUAUAGUAGCAUAUGGAUUUUAUCAUCCAUACUUAUUGAACCACCAGAUACAGGUGUCUGAAAACCAAACCUUCUACAAACAUCAUAUCUUAAAGAUUAUUCUAAGAGGACCAGCCUUGUGCUGCUUAGCUGCCAUCUUCUCCUUCUUCUUUAUUCCUCUGUCUUAUGUGCUGCUUGGACUAGUUAUCUUUUUUCCACACCUCACUCGAUUAAUUAUAUGGUGUAAAAGUAAGGCUGUUGGUGUGAAAGAGGAUGAGGAGGAGCCUCAUAGCUUAGAGUCCUUCUCUUUCUACCUUAGUGAACCUUUGAGUAAAGAACGAGUAGAGGCAUUCAGUGAUGGUGUUUAUGCUAUUGUAGCAACCCUGCUCAUUUUGGACAUAUGUGAGGAUAAUGUUCCUGAUGCCAGAGAAGUUCAAGACAAAUUCCAUAAUAGUCUUAUUGAAGCUUUAAGCAAAUAUGGACCAAAUUUUCUUGCCUACUUUGGCUCAUUUGUAACAAUUGGGCUUCUUUGGUUUGUGCACCACUCACUUUUCCUUUACAUAACAAAAGCAACUAGACUAAUGGGACUGCUUAACACACUGUCAUUGGCUUUCAUUGGUGGGCUUCCUCUUGCUUAUCAGUUGACCAGUGAAUUUGCAGAAAAGUCUCGCAAUGAAAUAGAAACUAUUCAGGUCAGCUGCGUUAUCACUUUCUUUGCCAGCAUCUUUCAGUUCGCAAUUUGGAUCACAGCUCUCUUCUAUGAAAGGGAAACGUUGCAUCCUUUUGCUAGAUAUGGUGGCAAAGAACAUGCCUUCAUGUUUGCCAAGCUUGCCCUCUACCCUUGUGUCAGCCUUGGUGCCUUCUUUCUAACGUGCUUGUUAAGUAAAUUCAGCACAGAGAUUUUUCACCUCAUGCAGAUCGUAGUGCCCUUUGCUUUCCUUGCCCUGCGUAUCUUUGUCAGAAUCUCUUUGGUUGUCAUAAGGUCUAUAAUAAAUCUUUCCCAACGGAAGGAUGUGUCCUUGGAAGAAGAGGAAGCUUGUUUGUCUCCUGCAGAAACACUAUCGUAGAUUUCCGUGCUGUGCAUGUGAAACUGUAGCGUAUUUUAAUUCUAACUUGCAUUAUUUUGGUGUACUGGAAGGCCUUGGUGUAUAAUAGAUACUGGUUAUAACUGGGGCCUCUUUAAUUUUCACUCAACUUCUUCAGAAAUGAAAGAUGCUAAAACUUGGUUGAGUGCAGGAGCUAAAAAACAGCCUGCUUUCUAUUCUUCAUGGACUAGUGGUGUAGCAAAAUUGCUGCCUGAAGCAUCGCUGCAGUGACAAUUGCUUUAGAAACACAUUUAAAAGGUAAGCAGCAUUAUUGCCUUGUUCUAACAAAGCUUACAGAAAUCAGUGGCCCCAACAGCAGACUGGUUGAAAGCAAUUUGCUGCAGUUAGGUAGGGAGGUAGAGGGCAUCCUGGGGGAGGACCCAAAAAAACUUUUUUCUUUUUCUUUUUUUUCUUUUUAUCCUAUUUAGGUAAAUACCCAUCCCUUCCUCCCCACUUCCCCCCAUCUCCCGUUGCCUCCCCCAGUUUCCAAAGUUUAAACCUUCAACCUUCCAUAAGGUGUGUACAGAAGUGCUCUGUGCACAUUUUACAGCACUAUAAUUUAGAGUAAUUUUUAUAGCACUAUGAAGUUACAGUGCUCUUAAACAGAAGUUCAGUGUUUGGUAGUGGGGAGGGGAGGGCUCGAGCAUCCCUGCACUUUCCAGGCUAUGAGGCAGGUGGUGCUCCACAGCUUCCUGGGGCUUCUCCACUGGUCAAAAAUGUGACUAGUGUACAGAAGUUAUUUAAAGCACUGUAGGUUGCUAAAGUGCUGUAAAACGCCGUACUUCAAAUUUAAUACCUCAUUUAACAAGGGUUGAUUUAAAGUGCUAUGCCCAUUUUUAAAAUGCUGUAAAGCCAUGCACUUUUGUUAAGUCAGCAAUAAAGUGCUUUAAAAGGUGAAAAAGCAAUUUCUGUACACACCUACAAAGCCCAUCUGUUCUUUGGCUGCACUUCAAAACCUUCUUUCUUUGGGCUUGCUCUGCUGAACAUGUGCUUAAAUUAUACAGAGGCCACACAUUCGCCUCCGAUCUCCCCAGACUGCCUUAACAAAAAUGAAAGUCCAUUGUCAGUUCCAUUGUUGUUGGUUUUUUUUAAUAUAUUAAAUGCAAUCGUUUCAAGGGGGUUGAAACGAAGAAAUUUUUCAGGGAAGAAACAAAGAAUAUUCAGGGAAGAAAUUUUAAGAUCUGUGGCACCAUCAGUAGCUUUGACUCUUGUUUCUGAAAGAAAUCUGCCAGACAGGGUAAUGCAAGAGGGGUCCAUGAAGUUUUGAUUCCUCUUUUCUGUCUCUGCAAAACCUGUGGGGACCAAAACAAAGAGGGAACUUAUCCAUCAGGCCCCAUAGGGAGGUCCAGUAUACGUGUCAGCAUCUGAGAGGCAUGGUGUAGGGAACACAAGAUUUUUCUACUAUCUAUCCCAGGUCCUGUGUGAAGGAGUUGACGCUUUCUUUACCUAGCUAGCAGCUACCUAUGGAGUUAGUUCAGUAUCUAUAGGCCAGACAGUCCUAGUAAGAGGAUGAAAGGAAAUGAUGCAACAGGAGAAGAUGAAGUUGCUGAAUUUUUGCUUUUAGGCUAUGUGCCUUUCCCCUGAAGACGUCUGCAGAGUUGGGAGCCAUUACUUUGCGUUAUGAAAUAUAUGAGUGCCUGAUACCUCUGCUACUGUUUAAAACUACCCAAUAGGCUCUUACUAAAAAUAUCAUAGCAAAAAACAAAUACACUACUUGUAAUAGAAAAAACAUUUAUACAAUUUUGUCCAGUCCAGGAAACACUUGUGAUUUGUUUGUUUUAGUUCAAUGCACUUUAGUGUCAAAAAGUAGUAAUUGGUGUUAUGCACCUAUUCCAGGCACUGUCUGAAGUUAUGAAGAUUUAUUUUUUGUACCUGGUUAUUCAGUGGUUUACAGUGGGGUUGUGCAUUAUAUUGUAUGUUGCUGUUCACUGUGAAAUAUGAUUAAAGUCAUUUUUUAAAUCUG